UACCUGUCGCCCGAUCGGAGACGAAGAGCGAUUGGAGAAACAGAGAGGUUACCACCUACGUGCGUGCUACCGGACAGGCGUCGCCGCCGCUACCACCAUGUCUUUCACCGGCACGCAGGACAAGUGCACGGCGUGCGACAAGACGGUCCACUUCAUCGACCUCCUCACGGCUGACGGCGUCAUCUACCACAAGACCUGCUUCAAAUGCAGCCACUGCAAGGGGAUCCUCUCGAUGUGCAGCUAUUCUUCCAUGGACGGCGUCCUCUACUGCAAGACGCACUUCGAGCAGCUCUUCAAGGAGACAGGGAGCUUCUCCAAGAAGUUCACACCGGGUAACAGAUCAUGCGACAAGGAACUGUCAAGGGCCCCAAGCAAGCUAUCUUCUAUCUUCUCUGGCACUCAGGAUAAAUGCACAGCUUGCCAGAAAACAGUGUACCCACUUGAAAAGAUGACUUUGGAGGGCGAGGCGUACCACAAGGGCUGCUUCAAGUGCUCACACGGGGGUUGCAUCCUAACCACCUCGUCUUACGCAGCGCUGAAUGGCGUAUUGUACUGCAAGAUCCAUUUCGGACAACUCUUCAUGGAGAAAGGAAGCUACAGCCACAUGAAAAAGAAGAGCAGCUCCCAUGAGGUCUUGCCUGACCUGGUGGCUGAAGAGCAACCGGCGGCUCCCGAAGCACCGGCGCAAGAUGGAGAAUAGAGAUGAAAAGUAGGAAAACACGAAGCUUAUAUACACAAGUAUACAACACAGCCCGGAGUUCCUGUUUCUUACUUUUACAUCGCUGUCUUUACCCCGUCUUAUUUUUUGGUUCCCCCGAGAGCUUGGUUUGUCAAGCUGUAAGUAUUGUACUAAUAUACUAAUACCUUCCUUUCA
Molecule: messenger RNA, 874 nt
Organism: Lolium perenne
Lineage: Eukaryota; Viridiplantae; Streptophyta; Magnoliopsida; Poales; Poaceae
Product: LIM domain-containing protein PLIM2b
Source: RefSeq, a predicted model, not a curated record